GCCGCACCCCACGACAUAUGAAUACGCGUCGAAGAAAAAUAAAAGUAACUUUUGACAGGCAGGAGUCGGACAGGAGGCUGAACGUUUAACAUGGAGCUCGACGCAGACAUGUCGUUGCAUGUGCUAGACAGUAAGGACCAAAAGCCCACGCUCGGGUCCUGCCUGAUGACCCUCCACUGUCACCGGUGCAGCACCGUGCUGGGAGACUCUCUGGCCGUGUGCGGGGACUUCAAAAUGACGGACUCCAUCAUGAUCGUCAGGGUAACAGACUCCGUCUCACUCAGUGAUAAGACAGGGUCGACAAAGGAUCGUGGAUUAAAAAACUGUCUUCACAGAGCCCUGGAGUGCUCCCGCUGCCAAUGCAUUAUUGGAGCCGUCGUUGACUCGACGCCAGUGCAUUUUGAGAUCCUGCGAUCCGUCUUUCUCCUGCAUAAGGAAAACAUCAACUGUUACAUCUUUGAGCAGAGUAAAAUGGUGAAGGCUUUGGACGUGGUGUUUGACCUGAAGCCCAUCAGUGAAAGCAUCACCGAGGCGAUCAAGGCGUUCCGAGCCCAGUCUGAUCACAUGUCUGUCCUUCACGACAGUCUGUGUGAGCUGGGGUCUCUGUAAGCCAGUUGUGUAAAAUGCAACCGUUGUUGUAUGUUUAUAUGUUUACUAUUCCGGUCAUGUUUUAUAAGUACAUCCCCAUUCUGAUGACGACUUGGACUAUUGUGUCCACAGUUUUGUAUAUGUUUUCAGUUCUGUACAUAUUGUAUUAUUAAAUCCACAUUCUGAUUAUGA
Molecule: messenger RNA, 780 nt
Organism: Gadus morhua (Atlantic cod)
Lineage: Eukaryota; Metazoa; Chordata; Actinopteri; Gadiformes; Gadidae
Gene: oip5
Product: opa interacting protein 5
Exons: 5
Coding region: 91-609 (172 amino acids)
Biological process (GO): CENP-A containing chromatin assembly; chromosome segregation
Cellular component (GO): chromatin; nucleus; chromosome, centromeric region
Source: RefSeq, a predicted model, not a curated record